This is a messenger RNA of Kwoniella shivajii, 6201 nucleotides long. RefSeq lists its product as uncharacterized. Gene Ontology annotation, cellular component: nuclear speck. Lineage: Eukaryota; Fungi; Basidiomycota; Tremellomycetes; Tremellales; Cryptococcaceae. The transcript is spliced from 17 exons. The coding region runs from base 1 to 6201 and encodes 2066 amino acids. Gene Ontology annotation, molecular function: ubiquitin protein ligase activity. Gene Ontology annotation, biological process: protein polyubiquitination; proteasome-mediated ubiquitin-dependent protein catabolic process. The record is from RefSeq and is a predicted model, not a curated record.
AUGAACGACGAAGGAUACACAUCUACACAACAUCUUGGAUCGACAUCUCAACCGCAUAUCUUAUCUACAAACGUAAUCCCGACCACUGGCGGAAUACAGAGUUCCUUGGGAAAUACCGAAAACGAUCGAAAUACUCCUCGUACGACUAGAGGAAGACAGAGACGACAGUCAGAGAACGAACAGCAAGGGAUUGGAUCACACAGCAGCACUACACCAAACCUCACACGUCGAUCAGCCAGAUUAUCAAUCAGUGGUAAUACCGCUUCCUCAGCUGCAGAAUUGCCCGGUCCAAGCUCCAGCAACAAGGGGAAGAAGAGGGUUCACAUCGAAGAAGAAUCCACAAUAGCGGGAAGUAGCACGAAGAAAUCUCGACCCUCGUUGACCAAUCCUGCUUCCUCAUUAAACACAAAGGAAGCACCAGCAACUCCCACACAUUCCGAUAGAAAGGGCAAGAAACGAGCAACACGAUCUCCCUCGCCCGCCAUUACCUUUGAUCCCCUUACAUCAUCCGGAAGAUCCGCUAUCAAAGGUGCAAAGAGAGCGUCGAUUACUUCUACCGGCAGUGCGCGAUACGAUCUAAGACACAAGUCCGAAGAAGAAAUUGAAACUUCUCCGUUAGACGUCACUUCAAAAGGGAAGGGAAAAGCUAAAGCGGCACAAGCUAAAGGAAAGGAGUCAGCUAAAAAAAUGCCCAAGAAGGCGAUUUCUAAACAAAAACGAACUACCGCAGGACCUCCCAGUGAGAGGAGCAAAAAAGGCGACAGCUCUGCUAGACACCUUGUCGACGAUCACAUGGACGAAGACGACUCCGCUUGGAUAGACGAACCGAGCGGAUCUCUUCGCGGCGGGGCUCUGUCAGGUGCCGGCGCUGAUGAAGAUGACAAUAUGGAAGGCUCUGACCAUGACGAUGAAGACGACGACGAAGAAGACGACGACGACGAUGACGAGGAAGGUGUUAAUGCUACCGAAGGAAACAGAGGGGGAUCAGGUUCAGGUGGAAACGCUUACGAUCGACUCUCUCGUCUUGCCAAUGAGACCGGUUUACACCUUGAUGAAGCUACAGCCGCCGCCAUUUUUGGCGGAGGAUUCCGUGCUUUUGGCGGCAUGAUGUCUGGUCUUUCGAACCGUUUCAAGAGACUCAAGAGUAAUCUACAAUCGAAGAAGGUUGCCACUCGAUUGAAUGCAUUGAGAGAAUGUAGUGAGUUGCUCUUGGUCAGCAAUGAAGAUACUCUCGGUGGUUCAUUUUCUCCAAACUCUUUCGUUACCGAGUUCAUCGCUAUUCUCAAGGGCAAACCCAACAUCGACGUCAACCAAGAUAGUGGAGACGAGGAUCAGGGCUUAGACGAUAUGGACGAAGAUGCUCAGCUCGCUGCAGCUCUUGCUAUGAGCUCAGGCGGGAUGAUGCCUUCUAUGGGCGGAGAUGAAGAUGACAUGGAAUGUCAACUGCUCGCUUGUAGAUGUCUCGCCCAUUUGAUGGAGGCACUUCCAGGUUCUGGGCAUACUCUAGUUCAUCUCGGCGCUGUUCCUGUUUUAUGUUCGAAACUUGCAGAAAUCACCUAUAUCGAGCUGGCUGAACAAACUUUGAGCACUCUGGAGAAGAUCUCAGCAGAGUAUCCCGCAGCUAUAGUUCGAGAAGGUGGUCUUGGUGCUCUCCUCAACUAUCUUCCGUUCUUCUCUACAAAUGUGCAGAGAACGGCGGUAACUGCAGCUGCAAAUUGCUGUCGGAAUAUAUCAAACGAACACUAUGCCAGAAUCAAAGAAGUCUUCCCGACUCUUCGUGAUACACUUGGAUCUGGAGAUCAGCGACUGGUCGAACAAGCUACUCUUGCUGUUGUGCGAACCAUCGAGUCGUAUCGACAUAAUGCCGAACAUCUGGAGGGUCUGCUUGAAGUUCCAACCGUAGCAGCCAUCAACGCUCUUCUCAUGCCUUCCGGUGGAUCACCUCUGGUUUCACCAUCCACUUACACACACCUUCUGAAAGCUCUCACUACGUCUGCUCGAGGUUCCGCCAAAGUUUCGCUCGCUUUCCUCGAGGCUGGCAUGACCAGUACUAUCUAUCAGAUCCUCACUGGUGUUCUACCUCCAUCGCAUGAUGAGGAUGAACAGGGUGCUUCAUCCGGUGGUCAAGGUCUCGCUGGAGGCAUAGCCGACAUGGCCGUCCUGCAAAACCUGGCACAUCGACCGAAGGAUCAGGUUGAGGAGGCUCUGGCUCUUAUAUGUGAACUUCUCCCUCCAACCCCCCACGAUGGUGUGUUUGACCUCAAGGGCUAUACCGAAAAGAGCCUGGGAAGGAUUAAGAAGGGAAGAAAAGCCGAUCGAUCGGACCGGCCUAACGCGCCUAGACGAAGCAGUAGAGUUGCUGAAGCUGUUUCUGGUACAUCAACUGGUCCAAGCACACCGUCUGGCAACAAUGCUCCUCUUCCCAGUGACUUCGCGACGCCUACGGCCGGAUCCUCCUCGAAUCGAGAAGCUGCUAUUCUCAACGCGGUGAAAGACACGAACAACCAGAUGGAUCAACGACUAGAACUCCUCAAAUCUAACCCUGAGCUCAUUGGAAAAUUCAUAAAAGCUGUUGUACCAGUCCUAGUCGAUGUCUAUGCUGCUUCGGUUGUGCUUCGAGUUCGAACAAAGGUUUUGACGGGAUUAGUCAAAGCGAUCGCUUUUGCUGAACCAGAUCAGCUCAGGACUACCCUUAAAUCCGUUCCCAUGGCCAGUUUCCUUUGUGCGAUCAUUUCGUCGAAAGACAAUGCAGGUUUCGUACAAAACGCCUUACAACUCGUCGAACUUUUGGCCACUAAGCUUCCUGAAGUAUAUCAAGCCUCUUUCCUCCGGGAAGGCGUCGUGUUCGAGAUCGACGCUCUUGCUGACCAGGAAAUGGCGAAGGAUAAAGCAGCUAGGGAGGCUGCUUUAGUCAAGAAAGAACCCGAGGAAGGGGAUCAAAACACAGCUGAACCUUCCACUAGUGUAAUCAACGAUACAAGUGUGAUUCCCGACGAGCUCAAACCACUCCUCUCUUUGGCUGGCCUGUCAGGUGGCAUAUCACUUCUCUCCGAGCAUCCAAGCGGACCUUCCAUUCCUAAGCGAUCUUCAGGCUCAUUUCUGGACCCCAGUGACUCCAACAUAGUGCGAGCUCGUGUUCUACAAGCGAAAAAAGUCUUUGAAAUCGGUGGUGAUCAUCACCAAGCCGCAUCUCAAGUCCUCGAUGAGAUCAGUGUAAUGGUACAAAAGCUUUGUCGUACUAACGCAAAUGAAGCAGAACUUCGCGACACCCUGCGAGACAUCGCGUCAAGAUUCUCUAAUGUCGAUCAAGCCUUGUCAAGCUUCGAGCUACUCAAAAGUGGCCUCGUUGACGGUCUGCUUGAAUUCGUAGACAUAGAUGGCGAAGUCAUAUCAUCUGAUAGAAGACCUAUGUUUUUCGAAGUCUUCUCCGACACCUCUCUAUCCAACCCAUCCCCUCUUACUAUGCUUGUCAAGCGUUUGCACGAAAGUUUGGGUCGACUCGAGAAUUUCGAUGUUGAAAUCGCUUUUGGCGGAAACACCGACACAUCCAGACCAUCGGCAUCUACUCUAAGCCGGACCAUGCGCAUCAAGCUACAAGCUGAAGAAGGAGAAGAUGUACCCAAACAAGUCAAUACGCUUAGCAUCACUAUACAAGCUAUCGCAUCCAUGCAAGCUCUGCACGACUACUUGCGGCCUCGAGUUGCAGAUGGAAAUUACGGGUCCGGAUUAUCAAGAAUGUUCGCCGCUUAUGCCGCUGGUAUGCCCGGAGGUGGUGGCAGCGCGACAUCGAGACUGCUAUCGGCUCUCGCUGCGGGUAGUGGCCCAGGAGGUUCGAUAGGUGGACCUGCUGGUUCCCCCUUCACUGCUACUGGGACCGCAACAAUCGGAAAUCCGACAACGGCAGAGAAGAAGGCAGAUGACGAUGUCCAGACAACUGAUAAACCAGAAGAUGGGGACAAAGCAGAAGCAUCUAUUGCCAAACCUCAACGAAGACGAAGUGCAAGACUUAGCGCACAAGGUACCGGUGAAUCCUCCGCUUCCAUUACUGCUCUCGGACCCGUGACAUCAACGCCUCCACCUACCGUCGAAGCGGAAACAGCUGGACCUUCGAUCUUACCUGCUAUGCCUUUGGGGAUGGACUUCGAUGAAGACGACUAUUCUGGGGAAGAUGAUUACGAUCAUGAGGUCUUUGAAGAAGAACUGGAGGAGGAAUUGGCUAGACCCGCAGACACGAUUGUCAAUAUGUCUGUUGCAGCUGAUGGCUCUCGAGUCGAAGCAAAAACUCCAGACGGUACGCGCGUCGCGACUCCCCAGCAACACCUUCCUGCGACUGGCGCUGCUACUGGUUCUUCAGUCGGUGGCUCAGGUACACCCCGAGGAUCCUCUUACGCAGGAGCAGUGAAGACUGCGCCGUCAGAUUGGCAUUUAGAAUUCAAUAUCAAUGGAAACAAGCUGUCUUUAGACGACACUCUCUAUGGUGCUGUGCACAGAAACCGAGGAACUGCAUUCAACGUCAAUUCAGUCGAUUAUGGUGGAAUUUACCAUAUGCCAGUGACGAUUAAAUAUAGAAAGGUGGAAGGUCCAGCCAAGACAGAUGCUCCGGUCGAAGCUCCUUCUCCCGCUUCUGUUACCAGCACAUUUCCUGCGGGUCUCGAGCCUGAUACCCCUACAUCCAAAAUUCUUCGACUUCUACGAGUCGUACAUAACCUCACCGUAGAAGGCAAGGAUGUCAUGGGGACUGCAGAUGGCUUACUUGAUGAAAAUCUGUUCGUCAACAAUAAGUUGACUGCCAAAUUAACUAGACAAUUAGAGGAGACUAUGAUUAUAGCGAGUGACUGUUUGCCAGAAUGGGCUGUCGAACUGCCAAAGCACUUUUCCUUCCUAUUCCCAUUCGACACACGUUACAACUUCCUUCGGUCGACUGCUUUCGGUUAUGGCCGACUUAUUUCCAGAUCUCAACAAGGCGGCGGUAACUCAAGGAACACUCGUCGGGAUGAUGUCUCUCACCUGGCUAGAUUGGUACGGCAAAAGGUCAGGAUAUCACGAUCACAACUAUUAGAAUCCUGUGCCAAAGUAUUAGAGUUAUAUGGAACAUCAACUGGUAUACUUGAAAUCGAGUAUUUCGAUGAGAUCGGUACAGGUCUAGGACCAACUUUGGAGUUUUAUUCUCUUGCAAGUAAAGAGUUUGCCAGGAGAAACUUGGGUAUAUGGAGAGAUGAAGAUGAGAGUAAAGAAGGAAAUUACGUCUUCCAUCCGAAAGGCCUUUAUCCUGCUCCCUUGAGCACCGCAACAAGUGGAUCCGACUCGAAAGUCUCAUGGUAUAAAACUCUCGGUUUAUUCACUGGUCGAGCUUUACUUGAUACAAGAAUAAUCGAUGUGAAUCUUAACCGAAUUUUCUUGAAGUUGAUUUUGGGUCAACCUGUCAAAAAAUCGAUUGCGACCCUUAAGGCUGUGGACACUGCCCUCGCUCGCUCGUUGGAGAGAUUACAAGGUUACCUCUUUGCUAGAAAGGAAAUCGAGGCUCUGAAACUCCCUGCUUCUUCAAGACGAAACAAACUCGCCGCUCUCACAGUCGGAGGCGCUAAAUUGGCCGAUCUCUCGCUCGACUUCACUUUGCCUGGAUAUAACAUCGAACUCGUUCCCGGUGGAUCACAUAUCGAUGUAGAUGAUUCUAAUCUGGAAGAGUAUCUCGAGAAAGUCCUUGAAGUGACUCUGGGAGUUGGAGUAGAGAAACAAGUCCGAGCAUUCCAAGAAGGUUUCUCGAUGGUCUUCGCAGUCAAGGACAUGAGAAUCUUUUCACCCGAUGAACUAGGGUUGUUGUUCGGUAAUGCGGAAGAAGAUUGGUCCAGAGAAACCCUCGAACAAUCCCUCAAAGCCGAUCACGGAUACAACCUUGACUCUCGAGCCGUUCAAAAUCUAUUAGAAGUGAUGGUUGGAUAUGAUAAAGAGCAAAGAAGACAAUUCCUUCAAUUUAUCACCGGUGCUCCCAAACUUCCAAUCGGAGGAUUUAAGGGUUUAACACCACCAUUCACGGUAGUUAGAAAGCCUCACGAGCCACCUUUUAAAGCAGAUGACUAUUUGCCCAGUGUAAUGACUUGUGCACAAUACCUCAAGAUGCCAGAUUAUUCCACCAAGGAAGUUUUGGCUUCCCAAAUCGAAAGAGCGAUAUUAGAUGGUGGAGGAUCGUUCCAUCUUUCUUAA